AUGGAACCAGCCCAGUCCGUUACGAACCUGUCCUCUACGUGCCCGUACGCUGGCGGCAAGAAGCGGCGCUUCCAUCCCUUCCGCGGCCUGCGCCGCAUGUUCAGGCGCAAGGUGCGCGCGGCGGGCACAGCGGAGCUAGCGGCGGGCAGCGGCGGCGGCGGCGGGGCCGGCGGCGCGGGCGGCGGCGGCGGGGGCGGCGCGGCGGACGCGCACCGCAAAUAUCGACGAUACCCACAUCGAGAUGAUACAGACCGCCAAGGGGAUUGCAAUAGGUUGAAGGAGAACAACCUAGGGUCCUCGAGUGUUUUGCCACCCGAGGUGGUUCCAAUGGGUUCGGAUUUAACGCAUCGUCCACCGUCAGGAUCUUAA
This is a messenger RNA of Gryllus bimaculatus (two-spotted cricket), 369 nucleotides long. NCBI's taxonomy places the organism in Eukaryota, Metazoa, Arthropoda, Insecta, Orthoptera, Gryllidae. The record is from the annotation of a GenBank genome assembly.